Ruditapes philippinarum (Manila clam) is the source of this 1239-nucleotide messenger RNA. RefSeq lists its product as uncharacterized. The coding region runs from base 160 to 960 and encodes 266 amino acids. The record is from RefSeq and is a predicted model, not a curated record. Lineage: Eukaryota; Metazoa; Mollusca; Bivalvia; Venerida; Veneridae. The transcript is spliced from 6 exons.
GGUAAGGAUGACAUAUUUGGCGGAGACCUUAAAGAUUUGAACACUACGGGGAAAUCUCUUUAUUUUGUCCGUGCUUUAAGUUACUGUGAUAUAAACAAAAUAGAGUUGUCCGACCUGAAAGAUACACUUCACUCAUAUCCAGAAUUUUCCAGUGAAUUUAUGUCUAAGAUCCGAGUUACAUUCAAUUUGAAGCGGGGGACUUUAUUUGAAACACGUAAGAAAUCGAAGAUAGAUGAAGAAAAACUGCGAUUCAUCAGACAAAAACGUCCACAUAUGCAGUCAAAAGGAAAACUUGUCGAUAUUGUAGGUACAGCCGUCAGUGUGGCGACAAGGGGAAGAAAGCACAGCGCCUCACAGACUGAAAGUUGUGAUAACCUUGGAUCUCAUAUGUUGGAACUAUCACCUGAACAGGCCUAUACUGAUAUUGACAAGGAGUUUGAGGACAGGCGCCAUCAAUCGUCACCGCAACCAAAAGAUGACCAAGGUGUUUCACAGAAACAUCGGCAUACACUAGCAUCAAAGACAAGUUGCUCGAGCCAUACAUUAAAAAGAUCUUCACCAGGCGCUUCUACAGCAACUUCAUAUACACCAAAAUCUAUCUCUAGUGGAGGUCAGCGUUUCUCUUGGGGUCAAGGGCAAAUCGAAGGUCGUAUAUCUAACCAGGGGUCAAAUCACGCUAUGGGUGAUAUUGACAAACGUUUAGAACAUUUAUCAGAACGUAUGGGGAAAUUUGAAGACGAUCUUUUUCAGACAGUUGAUGAUAUUUUAUUAUUACUUGGACACAAACCAUCCGUACAACAAAAUCUAAGCCACGAUCUAAAUGUUAUAAACACAGAACAGACUGGAACGAUCGUCAAGGAGAGAAGUACAGUGAAAGUCCGGAUUCCAAUAACUUCUAAGAAAGGGGCACGUUUGGUCAAAUCUCCCAGUGAACUUUCAACACUUCUUGAUAAAAUGUGACAAAAUAUGGACACAGCUUUAGAUUGAUAUAACCGCUGGUAUCAGUGAAUAUAUCAACCUUAUGAAUGCCUGAAAACAACGAUUUAUGACUGCGAUUUAUAACUUUCCAUGCCUUUAAGGUAUUCAUUCCUAUGAGUAUUUAAAUACAAUUUUAAUUUUAUUUCUUAGUUAUCAAACGUUACAUAUGUUCUUAAAACACAAACUGAGAAUGUUUAAUGAUUUUGAUUAGUGCAUUGUUUGAAUUAAAUUGCACGGUCUGAUGCAAAAAAAACAACAACA